CAAAGAUGGCUGCGAACGUACAGUCUUUGGUACAGUACUGGAAAAACUUCGACUUACCACAGAUUCAGAAAGCCCUUGAUGUCACUGCUACAGAGUUGGCCAACAGACAAGAUGAGAGUGACAACUCCAGGAAAAAACUCGUUGAGCUCAGCAGAGACUUCAAGAAAAACUCGACUGAAGACAUAAGAAAAGCUGUGGUGCCACUAUUGAAAAGUUUCCAAGCCGAAGUGGAUAGUUUGUCCAAGAGAAGUAAAGCAGCCGAAGCGGCCUUCCUUACCAUCUACAGAACCUUCAUCGAACUUCCAGAUCCUGUUCCCGCCCUCGAACACUACCAAGUGCUUCUGCAGCGCACGAUGCGAAUACAAGAUUUGGAAAUCGAAAACAGACACCUGAGAGAAACUCUUAAUGAUUACAGUAGGGAAUUAAAAAGCGUUCGCAAUCAAGAGGUGACAAUCAAACUGUUGCGGGAGAAGGUCAGGGAGUUUGAAGACAAAGAAGAGUCCAUUGUACAGGAAAAGGCCGAAGAAAAGGACCCAGAACUCCUCCAUCUUUUUGAUGAGAAGGAAAGCGAUCCACUGGGGUCCGAGUACGCUAUCAAAUCGAAUCUCGAGGAAGCCGAGACCAAAGUUGCCCAACUCCAAAGUGCCUUGGAUAGAUCUCAAUCAGAACUUUUUGAUUUAAAAUCCAGAUAUGACGAAGACUCGAACGCCAAGUCGGAUGAAAUGGAAAUUAUCGUAAAUGACUUGGAAAGAGCAAAUCAGAGGGCAGCACUAGCCGAGAAGGAAGUGAAUCAUCUGAAAGAUCAACUAGCUGCCGCCAAACAGUCUCUCCAAUUGGCUGAUCAGAUCCAGAAGGCUCCUGACAUGGAGCAGGCUGUUGACGUUGUAGCCCGGUCUUCCCUAGAGUUAGAGCUCGCAUCCAAGGAAAAGGAGAUCUCUCAGUUGGUUGACGAUAUUCAAAGGUUACAAGCUAUACUCAAUACUUUACAAGAGACAAGUGCCUCGAAAAUUGCUCAACUCGAAGAACUGGUCAACGAAAAAGACAAGAUGAUUGUUGAACUGGGUGAGAAAUUGGUUAGACAGCAAGACUACGACGAAAUUAAGAAAGAAUUGAGCAUUCUAAAAUCCAUAGAGUAUGUAAACUCCAGGGCAUGGGAAAGUAGAGAUGAAAACAAAAAUCAAAGUGACAAACCUCCCGAUUUGACAAAAGAGAAUCAUAAAUCUGUUCACACAGAUAACAAUACAGUCAAAUCUAUAAAGACAGAAGAAAAUGGUUCUUCCCAAAGUUACCCCCUUCACAGCGUGGACAGCUUCGGUACGAUGCUGGGCCAAGAGAUAGUCACUAACUAUGCUCAAAAUGUGGCUAAGGAAGAAGUCUGCAGUCGACCCUCUUCCCCAGUGUCCAAAAGUAGUGGCGACUGCUACCCACCGUCAUCGACCACCUCCAUCACUAGCACCAACUCUCACGAGGACAGAAAGCCCUCACCUCCCAUAUUGGAGGCUGCCUCUCCCACAUCGGCGGUCAACUUGACCUCUGAAAGGUCUUCCCCUUCAUCAACCACCCACCAACCUUCAAUCAAAGAACUCGCCUCUCCUGUCAAUUGUGACAACAGCGCCAACUCCUUGGGCAAUCUCCAGGAGUGUCUGAGGCACAACAUCGACAAAUACGCUAACGAGACACUCAACACUCUGAACAUUGCCCGGUGUGUCAGAGAACUGUUGAGCGUGCACAACAUUGGUCAAAGACUGUUCGCCAAGUUUGUGCUCGGACUUUCACAAGGUACCGUCAGCGAACUGCUGUCCAAACCCAAACCGUGGGACAAAUUGACUGAAAAAGGACGAGACUCAUAUCGAAAGAUGCACGCAUGGGCAUCUGAUGACCAGUGCAUCAAUAUGUUGAAGACACUCGUGCCACGAAGAGUGGCAGAAAGAAAAUCAAGCCUUCUUUCUUCUCCACCAGGCAAAGACUGUGUCGGCGGCUCUGGAGGAGGCGGAGUGUCUUCAUACAAGUCUGAUGACCAAGGAGCAGAGGAGAGAAUAGCACAAAUCCUCAACGAGGCACAGAUGGCUAUGAUGAAACAACAGGAGCAAAAGAGUCCAAGCUCCUUGCUGCCUAAUGGCAACAGUGGCGAAAACAGAUCUGUGGACAGUUGUGAUGAAAUCCGUGGUGACAGAGAAGGAAAUGACUCUAAACUGAAUCAUGGAAACUCAAGAGACGCAUCAAAUGCCAGCGAUAAGUCUUUCAGGCGAUCCCGAAAAUAUGAGAACGAUGACAUACCUCAGGAAAUGGUAGCUAGAAUUUAUCAGGAGGAGCUUGCCAAACUUAUCGGACAGCGUGUUGAAGAAGGUUUCAGAACGCCCAGAGAUCAGUUUGAGAGAACGCAGGAAGAGAUUCGACAAGCUUUAACCAUAUACCACCAAGAGCUAACGAGGUUAUCUCAUUUAAUGCCUCCGAAUCAUCAUCCAAAUUUUAAUCCAUUUUCGGCUAACGGCAGUUCUUACAAUUUAUCCCACCUACAUAACAAUAACAGUAGUAGUUCGACAAUAAAUAAUAACCCAAAUAAUGUCAAUAACGGUCAGACUCACCAAGAAUGUCCUGUGGAUGCAACUAUUGGUAGUAGGUCUAGAUCAGAAUCGAAAAAUAACGGUGGUUCAGGUAGAGAGGAGCCAGAGAUGAGACAUCAUGGAAGUGCCUUCUCACUCGUAAGGCCUAAGACCGAGCCUAAUAUUUCUUCUUCCAUGAAUUCUAAAUCUUCAUCAACCCCAACUCCUGGCUCAUAUCGCCAUCAUAGUCCGUCUCCCGCCCCACCUGCCUUGUUGCCUUUGUCCGAUUCUAAGACUUCGAGUCCUGGUGCUCCGCAGAGUAGUACUGAGGAUCUAACCACAUCGGCCUCACCCUUGCAGCGAAUGCAGUCGAUCACCAAUUCUUUAUUGUCUCAAUCAUCUUUACCAUCUCUGCCGAACCCACCUCAAAGGCCCGCCAAAGCUGUUCUUCCUCCCAUUACUCAGCAGCAAUUUGAUCAGUACAAUAAUGUCAACACUGAAGACAUUGUUAAAAAGGUCAAAGAACAGUUGAGCCAGUAUUCCAUCAGCCAGAGGUUGUUCGGAGAGAGCGUACUAGGACUGUCUCAGGGAUCCGUGUCCGACCUGCUGGCACGCCCCAAACCAUGGCAUAUGCUCACGCAAAAAGGACGAGAACCCUUCAUCCGUAUGAAAAUCUUUCUCGAAGAUGAGAACGCUGUGCACAAACUAGUGGCCUCACAAUAUAAGAUAGCACCCGAAAAACUCAUGAGAACGGGCAGCUUUGGAGGAGCCACGAAUCCUCAAGGCAUCAUGUCUUUUGGUGGGUCCAAUAAAAUGAGCCCUCGACCCAUGGACAACAACCUUCGAACUCCGGACAAUCGCCAGCUCACUCAAAACAACUCAGUGUACUCCUCUCAUAACCACACACCUCGUUCUGUGUGUGUUACACCAGAUACCAUGCCUAUGUCGCUGACCGUCACCUCUUCCAAUACCCCAGUCACCCACAGCAGGAAGACCCCAAGUUUGUCACGAGGGUACAAUCAGCCCUCUGUGUACGAAAUGGCAGCUCUCACCACCGAUCUGGAUACACAGAUCAUCACUUCAAAAAUUAAGGAAACACUCAUGGCGCACAAUAUAGGACAGAAAAUAUUCGGUGAAGCUGUUUUGGGUUUGUCCCAGGGUUCAGUAAGCGAGUUGUUGUCUAAACCGAAACCGUGGCACAUGUUGAGUAUCAAAGGCCGAGAACCUUUUAUUCGAAUGCAAAUGUGGCUAAACGAUCCUCAUAAUGUAGAAAUGUUACAGACACUGAAAAAUGAGAGGAGAGAAGCAAAUAAACGCCGCCGAACGGGAGAAGGACCUAUGGACAGUCCACGAAGCCAGUCAGAUGGUGGCCAAAUGUACAACAGCUACAGUUUCGCACCACCGUCUCCGUACCCUCCUGCCAAGAAACCACGUGUUCUGUUCACCGAGGAACAGAAGGAAGCCCUCAAACUGGCUUUCUCACUGGAUCCUUACCCUAGCACGGCCACCAUCGAAUUUCUUGCCAAUGAACUCACCUUGUCGGUACGGACUAUCACCAACUGGUUCCACAAUCAUCGCAUGAGAAUGAAACAGCACACAUCUGACGACGAACACAGCAGGAAAGGUUCUGACCUUUCUUUGCCUCCACCAGUAAGGGAAGGCAUGGCCUUCGAACCAGUGCAGUAUCGUCUUCUCUUAAAUCAGAGAUUAGCUGAAAAGUGCAGAGAGAAACAGCCUCAAUUCGCUCCUUACGGUUCAAACAUGCCCUAUUUGUACUCACCUUAUCGCAACUGUUCCCCUCUUUCUUCAUCUGGAGAUGAUGUGGGAACAUUGGACUUGAGCAUGUCUAGUCAAUUACGGAAUGCCAUGAACAGCGGGGUGAAAGCGGAUACUACCAAUGGCAGCAGCACAGAUGACCGCUCCAACAGUGAAAUAAAUGACGAUUCCAAUCUGUCCCAGGACAAUCUGAUGCAAGGGGACAACAGUGACCGAGACUCCAUCGAUGAUGGACAGUCCAAUAAUCAUCGCGAAGCAUCUCCUCUAAGGCCACCUGCUCCCAGUGAACAGGUAAGGCCAACAACAGGAGGUGGAAGCAGCAAUAGGCGCAAACCAGCAAUGCCCCAGUGGGUUGACCCUGGUUUAGAACUAUCUCCCGACAACACAGACGAUGAGGAUGACGGACUCGAUGAUGAAGAUCGUCUGGGUGACGAAAGUGCAACUGAACAGGAAGAGAUCAUCAAUGGUGUGUGCGUGCGACAAACAGAAGAUUUUGAUUUGCUCAUGUCGCCCAGAGUUGAGACUGUCCAUGUGCUGCCUGUACCAGCACCGGAUGAAAGGUCUUCGUCUAAGUGCCACACAAAUCGCAACGAAAAAAAUCGAAGGACUGCAAUGGUAAGUCCCGAUCGGUCGGACAAUGAGGUUGAAGGUUUGACAAAUGGUGUAGGUGACCGCGAUACUUCCGAAUCGAAUGCAAAAAGCAAACUUUUGUGCGCGAGAGACAGUGCCACGCUCAAAAAACCCGUCUUCCUGGAAGAGCAGGACGAUGACGACGAUGAAAGUUGGGAUGAUGCAGAAGCCAAGGACAGGCGUAAAAACAUUGAGAAACUUCAACAAAGGUUGGAAAAAGAAGAUGUGGGUGAAGAUUGGGAAUUUUGAACUGUGCAAAUGGCAGCAAAAGUGUUUCCUUUUCUUUGCACCUUCGAUGUGCAAUAACAUCGAAAGUUUGGUGAAACAUUAGAACUCCUGAGAGAAGGAUGGACGUUCAUUUUUCACCGUUAUAAAAACAAAAAACAAAUCACAUAAGAAAUCGCACCAUAGUUUUCCAAAUGGAACAUUAUCCCGGUGUAAUAAAAAGAGUGGCCUUAAAUUCAUUAAUUCUUGGAAGAUUGACGAAAUGAAUGAAUGAAUUUCAAAAUGUUUGAGAACCGUGAAAUGAACCAAAAAAAAGUUUUUUCUCUCUUUCUCUGUCUUCGAAAUGUGACGAUUUAAGGGGCUGAGAUUUUUUGCAAUGUAAUGUGAUAAAUAAUUCUAUUUCUCCACUUUUACAGUUCUCACGCCUUGUCAUGUUUCAGCACACAGAUUUUGCUCAGCCUGUUGAACAACCCCAUUAUAAACAAAACGACACUACUCUUAAAGUAUAACAAAAUGAGCAACGCAAUGAGCACGAGCUUAAAAAAAAUAAAAAUAAAAUUGUUUCUUCUGCUUGCAGCAUGCUUGUGUUUUGAGUAUGAAUUGACGACUUUGACAGCUGGAUGCAAAGAAACAACUCAACCGUUGGAUGAUGUAGUACCUCACUUGUGUAUGUUUUGUGUUGUACUCUGAUCUCUUCCCCCGUGCGUGUUGAAGACAGUCUCCAUUUUAAUCGAUAAUUUUAUUUCAGAAUCGAUAUUUAUGUAGCCGAUUCGGUUUCGCCCCUCCGAAGUAUCGACUCAUCUUGGUGCAAUAUUGAAACGCACCGGUGAAAAAGUAGUGUAUAUAGGAAAUCAAGGGUAGCGAAAAGCACACACUGCUAUGCCAGACUGUAAGCAGUAUAAAUUACAGUUCGUUUCAAAGGAAUCAAAAGUUCACCCUUCUUUAAAACUUCAUUUUUAUUUUUGCUUUUUGAUGUAUAAAGAAUUGUAAAACGCAGAAAAUAGCACAGAACUUUUUUCUCCUUUCCUCAAUUACGUUUUAUGAAUUUCUAUAUAUAUAUAACAGAGUUUUUCCUUCCCCUUAAAGAAGCAUUUGUGUGUUCGUCUUGCACAAGUUAUUGUAAAUCUUUGAACACUACUUUAAAUGUUGUCUCUUUUUCUACCCAUUUUGGAAACAUUUCGAUCUCUUAUUGUACGUUAUCGUGUUUUUUGGGUCCUUUACAACCUUGUGACACAAUAUAUUAUUACAACGAUGCCUUUCUUCAUAGUGCACCUGAAUGCCGGCAGGUGGUUCUUCUUGCAAAAUGGCUACCGACCCAACAGAACUGAGGAGGCGGCAAUAUGAAUUCACCGUCUCAAAUUCUAUUUAUGGUCUUAGGACUAGAUCAUCUCUAGUCGUUUGGUUUUGAAGAUAAAAACGCAUUUAGUUUGACACCGUGUAAAUAUUUGUUUCAUAUUUUAACUUUUGAGUGUUCUUGUCUGUAAGAUGUGCCCCAAACUGUAAAGAUCUUCUGUCUUUUCGGGUUUGCUGACAAAAGGGAUUAUUUAGAGUUUCAAUCAGCAAAAUUCUUUUUCUUUCUGUAGAACAAUUUCAUUUCUUUUGCCUUUUUUUUUAUUUUUAAUCAUACUUAUUCAUGAAUUGCAUUAAAUAUCGUAUUAAAAGGACUAUAGAUUACAAAUUUGAAGUCCUAGUUUAAUUUAUUUCAGCAAAAUAAUCAAAGAGACUUGGCAAUUAAUUUAUUUGUUAUGUGAGACAGAUUCCAUUUUACGAUUUAUGCUGGUAAACAAGCAAAACUGUUUUACAUAAUUUCUAACAUUCAUUGAAAAUGCUAAUAUUCAAAAUGCAUCAUUUAAUUUUCAGUAUAGUGCUUGGUAAAAAUAAUUUUUUCCCUUUAAAUUCUAAAUUUAUUGAAGCAUUAUUAUUUACUCUCAUAAUUAUUCAUAAUUUACUAACUUUUUUAAAUUUCAAGAAAAUUACGAAAAAUAUAUUUUUGAAUAUACUCCUUACUAAUCACCGUGAAUAUUUUAAACCCUAUUCACCAUUUGGAAGUAAAUAAUAUUAAUCUUGAAAAUAAAUGAACGUUGUUUAUCCUAAUUUGUCCUUCAAAAGAUGGAAGAUCUUUUACCUCCCCACUCCUGUUGCUCAGUCCAUUUAUACUGGUGCCAAUUAACAAGUUAAAAAAAACUUCACAUUUUCUCUGUUUUUCCCCGAACUUGUUAAAAUCCAAAUCCUUCCAAAUAUUUGACGCAGAAGGAUUUUAAAAAAAAUAUCUUUCCUGUGUUGUGAAACAGUUCUUUUUUAUAUGAUGCAUGUAAUGCCUGCUUCACAUUUGUUCUCAUGUAUUGUUGAUAUAUUUAAAAGAGUGCAGAAAGUUUGGGGAUGUGCUUGCAUUCAUUAUUAAGUAUUAUUGAGUAUAACUCACAGUAUUGUGUUGAGCACAAAUUUUUAUCGGUUGUUUAGCUUAGUGAAAAAAAAUAUUUUAAACUCCAGGGCACGCAAUCAUCUUCACGAUUUUAAAUUCCCCCUCUUGCAAGUGUCUUUCAUGAGAGCUUUUCUAGACGCUUAGAGAAUUGAUUAGAUUAGAUAGAGGUUUCAGCGUUGACGUCUUGAGACAUUCUCUUCUAAAAAAUAAAAUAUUCAAUUUUUAAAAAAAUUUCAGAUGAAAAAAAAAUGAUUUUUUUUCCUUCUUCUCUUCUAAUUUAGCUUAUGGCUCUAAAAAAUAAUUUGAUUAAAAUAUUUUUAUUACAAAAUUCUUCUAGACAUUGUAGAAUUCUACACAGAAUCAUAAGAAUUAAAAUUAUAAAAUUAUUUUUUGCUUCCUUCUUUUAAAAAAUUAAUUAAAAAUUAAUUUGAAUUUUUUAAAAAUUAUCUUUUAGAAAUGACAUAUUUUUAAGGUUUUGAAUGUACUUUGGAAGCUCUAUGUGUGAAUAUCGAAAAAAGUUAUUUCAUGCUAAAAAUUUGAUCCAAAAAUCCAAAUUUGAAUCAAAACCAUCAAAAUCAAUCAACUGAAAAUAUUGUAUAUUCCAAUUUUUUCAACGUUCUUUUUCUUUCUUACGUAUAAUUAUCAAAAAGAGUUUGUAAAUAUAACAUGAAUAAAUUUUGCAAAGCAAGAUAAAGAUAGUAAUACAGACACAUGUUCAUUCACUUUUUCCCAAUAACCAAAUUAAAAAUAUGUUAAGAAAAACUGUUCUUUUUUUCCCUUCAUUCAUGGUUAUUUAUUAAAUACAGUUAAAAUGAUUAUAAAAUAAUUUAAAAAAAUAUUUUACCUAUAUAUUUAGAGUAAAUGCUAUUAUGAAGUCGUAUCAAAUUCAUAUUUCUACACAACUGAAUUUUUAGCGAACUAGAAUAGAAUUUUUUAUAUCUUUAACUAUUCUUUGAACAAAAGAAAAAUGCAUUUAAGAAUAAAUUUAUCUUAGGAAUGUGUGUAUAAUACUCAAAACUUUUCCGAAUUAUUUAGUUUUAAAAUCUUAUAUGCCGUGCAUUAAAAUUAAUUCUUGCUACACAGAGCAGACGAUAAAUUAGAAUUGUUUUAAAAUUAAAUCGUUUGCUAAUAAAGAACAGCCGCCAUUUUCCUCUCUAUGGCUUUAAUCGGAAAUGCCCUUGAUUGUCUUGCGUCUCAAAGACUCAUGUAAGAGGUAAAACUCGUGUAUUUUUCGCUGUCACAGAUUAAAGUGAAGAAAAAAAAUUUCAUCAGAAUUUUCAUGUUUAUUGUAUUGUAAAAUAAAAAAAAAAGUACGCAGGCUUAUGGACUGCCAUGUUGUUUUCUAACCUGAAUGUAAGUUUUUGUGUUCUGUGUUUGUAGACGAUGGAUUGAGAAUCCUUUAUGGUGCUCUUAUGUGUAACAUUUGUUAUAUCUUUCGAAAAAUGUAUGAUUACUCUUUAUCAUAUUAUAUAAUCUAUUUCUCUGUUUGAUGUAUUAGUUUGCACUGGUUUAUAUUUCUCCUGUCUUGUGGUUUUAAACAUUUGUUGCAAAUGAAAAAAAGCAAUUGAUUCAUUAUUAAUGAUGUAACAAGUUUAUGAUUUUGAAUUGUUGUCUAUUCAGUUAUAAUAUUUAAUUUAUUGAAUUGAUUUCUCGUAAACUGGUGAUGGGCAGGUAACAAAUAAUCGUCUUGCUGUUAUUGUUAAUUUCGUUAGAUCUUUUACUUGUUCAAAAUUCAUUCGUUACUUUUUAUUCUUUAGUUUGGAGUUGAAACUCAAGAAAAUGCAAUAUUUCCGUGUGAAAUGUAUUAUACAAUGGCUUACAAAUGAGUAUAUGAUGAAACAUGUAUAUUAUUACAUUAUUAAGUUAAUGAACUGUAAGUAUUUAAUUUUUGAAAAAUGAUGCUUUAUUCAUUUUUUGAGAUGAUAAAAAUGUAUUUUUUUUUCUUAAUAAUGUUUUUUGAAAAGACAUUGUACAUAAUUCACUUCGAAAUAAUAUUUUAGAUUCAAUAAAAUGCUUAAACCAACUUGGUUUUAAACAUUUUUGUUUUGUUUUAUUUUAAUUACAUUUCUUUAAUAUUUAUUAUAAAUUAUUUUUUAACAACUUUUCAUACUCUAGUAUCUGUCACCAGUUUACUUCUUUUCAAUUUCUGCUUGUCAUUUUAAACGCUUAUGUAACUUCUUUUUCUCUCUGCUUUGAUUUGUUCCCUUAAAAAAAAUAUUUUUCUUUUUUUGUCUUAGAGACACUAACUGAUAAAUUAGAAGUAAUGAACCUUUCUUUCUCAACGAAACUGUGUGAGGUGCUAUAUGCAAAGUCAAGCAUUUGUUCUUUCAUAAAAUAUGUUAUUGCUGUAAAAAGAAUAAUAAACAAAGAACCUACCCAUAAUGCAUCUAGGAAAAGUACUGCGAAGAUUUUCUUAAUAAGACUUAUUAAAAUUUUUGGAAAUUGUAUUCAAAUUUUUUAAAACAGUCUAAAUAUAUUUUCUAAGAAAUCAUAAAAUUUUACAUGAAGAUGAUGUAUUUAAAAAAAAAGUUCUGUAAAUAUAAAGAACUGUAUAAUAUUUAAAUUUUGAAAAUAAUAUUAUGCAUAAAAAGUAAUAUAAUUCUCUUGGACAUUUUUUUAUUGAAUUUCAAACAUGCUAUUAAAGAACGAAAUUCUCUUUUGAUGUUUUAAGUUUUUCUAAUUUUCAUUGCUUCUAAUCAAACAAGAAAACAGACUGACAAAUUACAGAAAAAUGAUUUUUGUUCAAAUAUAAAUAUUAAUGAAUAUUUUAAAUUUGUAUUAAGCAAUAAUCUAUUCUCUUGACGAAUAGUUUAGUUUAAAGUAAACUCAAAUUUUAGAAAGCGUCAUUCAACAACAAAUAAAAACCGUUUCUUGUUUAUUCUACCAAAAAUGUCUAAUAUUUAUUUUAAGCAUUAUUAAGCAAAUAUCUGAAUAUUUGACUAGCUAAAAGUGCUGAUAACUUUGCAAAAUAUUUUUCUUUCGAAAUUAUUAUUCUAAUAAUUUCUAUUUUUCAACCCAAAAACUAAUCGGCAAUAUUAACAAAUUGAAUAUAAAUUUAAAAUUCAAAGUUAUACUGAAAUUUAAAGUAAUUAUUAUUAAUUUACUUUGGAAUCCCAUAUGAUGACAAUCCACACUGAGAUCAUUAAAUAAAUAAAACAAACAGAUGCGGUUCUUGUAAAAUAGAAGUUAUGUUUGAGUUUUUUUCUUUUAUAUAGCAAAAUAAAAUUUCUUAUUGUAUAAAGCUAAAUAAAUUCAAAAAUGGCUUUUUAGAUAACAGAUAAGUAGCAUUUUAAUAGAAUUUUUUUUAUCUUUUCGCUUCUUUAUUAUUAUCUCUUUUCUAGGAAUAAUAUCCACACUAAACGUUUACUUAAUAAAAUGACAUAAAAAAAGUCAAUAAAGUAAUUCAAUGCUUUAUGAAAUAUUUACUAAUGGAACAAAAUUUCUGAUUUAAAACUUAAGGUUACUUGUUAUUUGAGGCUCUAAUAGUUUUCGUAACUAUUAUUUUGAAUACAUUAAAAUUAUUAAAGAUAGAAAUAGCUCGUAUCUGAGCAAUAAUUGAACUAUAAAUUGAAUUGAGAUUUUCGAAAUUGUUAUAGUAAAUCAAACACGAGAAACUUUUCCUGGAUGCAAUCGCUUUUGUAAUUCAUCCUAAGAUUUUCAGAAAACUUUUAAUUCCAUUUAAAACUGAUUUUGAAUGACCUGUUAUCCUUUUGAAAAAUUACUGAUUUAAUCAAUCGUAAAUAUAUUCUAUUUACGUUAAGAGUAUCUGCAUUAUCUUAAAAGAAAAAAAAAAAUCUUGCUUAUUUUGUAUUGAUUAUAGUCUAUAGGUUUUCAUGUUAGCAUUAUAAUAGCACCUAAAAUUAUUUUGGCGAAUAAUUUGGCUAUCUUCCCCCAAAACUCAAUUUUUAUUCGCCAUCAAAAGUCAAUUUUAAAGUAAUGAAGACAAAUCUUGUGCUCACUCUAUUUCAUUCUUUUUUUUUCUCCUGUCAUUUUAAUAUCCAUUUCUCUGUGAUGGCAUAUGUUACAAAUAUAUAUUAUGAACUUACAUAUAUUAUAUAUAAAUAUAUAUACAUAUAUAUAUAAAUCUCUGUAAAUAAUUCAACUGCUUUUUUUUUUCCAAAUAUUCGAAUUUACACUCUCAACUUUUCACUUGUAUGAUAACGCAACUCUUUUUUCAAUUCAUUCAUUCCCAUUUUUCCCCAUUCCCCUUUUUUCCGUAGUAAAAAGUAAUAAAAACAGAAGAUAAAAAAAAAAUCUCGGCUGUCUAGCCGACUAUAUUUGCACAAACAAAAUCUUCUAUAAAUACCAAACUUUUUAUGUCAAACUACACUGACUUUUCGCAGAGAAUAAAUAUUAUAGAGGAGCCUUGUUCGAACGCUCACUCGAAUUUUGUGAUUUUUUCCAUCAUGUGUGUUUUUUCUUCCCCCAAUUUCGGGCGGGAAAAAAAAUUUUCUUUCUCGCCACUGUUUUAACAAACUUUUUUCAAUUAUUCUCUAGUAGAGAGACGUAAGGUAGCAGUACAAUGUAAUAUUUCAUCAAAUACCUUUGCCUUGUAUUGCAGGCUAUUUUUAUCUAAGCCCCUUUUCCUCCGAAACUCCGUUCAAUGUCUUCUAAGCUUGCUCUGAUAUAUAUGAAAAACGGAAGCCUGUAUGUUUGAUAUUCAGAUUGAUAUUACUAUUUUUAUUCCACUUUCAAAUGAUAAUAAACUUAAAUCUUCUCAGCCA
Molecule: messenger RNA, 12320 nt
Organism: Argiope bruennichi
Lineage: Eukaryota; Metazoa; Arthropoda; Arachnida; Araneae; Araneidae
Product: homeobox protein cut-like 1
Exons: 18
Coding region: 6-5198 (1730 amino acids)
Biological process (GO): regulation of DNA-templated transcription
Molecular function (GO): DNA binding; DNA-binding transcription factor activity, RNA polymerase II-specific
Source: RefSeq, a predicted model, not a curated record